AUGAAAGAGAACAAGGACGAUUGCGCGAGAGCUAAGGAGAGCAGCUCUCGAGCCUCCAAUGAUAGGGGCUUGGCCGAUGUGUCCGCCGACUAUGAAGGGUCUGCGCUCUGUACUUCUGGUGUCACUGGUUCGGGCCGAACCGCAGAUUGUUGCCAGAAAAUACAUGCAGUAAACGAAGCUACUGUGCCAAUCAACCUGAAUGGAGAGGUGACAGAACACACUGACGAGAGCGCAACUCCCCUGAAAGAAGCUUCUGAAAAUUCCCCCGAAAUUUGUUCCAUGAAUGGUGAUGAGGGAGAUGAUAUCACUGAGGUAGUGGAGGCAAAACAUGAGGUGGGAUCCCAUCUUGGAGAUACCAGCAAAUCAGCAAUGAAAUAUAUGAAGGACACGUGUGUUGGGACAAGAGACAACUGUACUCUGACCUCCAGAGAUAGAAGCUUGAUGGAUGUGACCGACGAUGAUGAAGCGUCUGCGCCCGGUACUUCAGAAAUUGUUCUGGGGGUGACCGAACAACCUGACGGGACUGGAACUCCGGUCAAAGAAGCCUCAGAGAUUGCCCCCGACAGUGUAUCCAUGAAAUAUGGUGACGAGUAUGAUGAUUUCACCGAGGCAGUGGAGGCAAAACUUGAGGCCGUCAAAUCAGUAGAGGAACUGAGCAGCCAAUUCGAGAGCGAAAUCGAGCCACUACCACCAGUGCAACCUCUGACCCCCAUGAGAUUCACGCCAGGAGCCCAUGCAGUGGCAGGAAGACCAUUCCAUUGUCGGCCACGUCAAAGCCAAAAUCAAACGAAUUCUGGCGCUCAAACUCGACAAGAAGAAGACCAACCUGUAGUCAUUGGUGGGGCAGUGCUAGUAUCAACGGGAUCGACUGCUUUGGAAGAGGGGGAAGCCAGUCAUGACCACUACCGCCGUCAAGUUUCAUCCUCCGAUGGAGUUGAAGAAGUAUUGGAAGCAUGCAUUCUACCAGAGAGAAAUCGCCAGCACAGUUCAGCGCGUCACAGCCGGUACAUGAAUUGGACUCUUGUGUUUCUACUGGCGAUCCUGGGUUGUUUGGCAGCCCUCUUGAUAAGUCUCCUCAUUGAUUCAUCGCCAACAUCGUCUUCUUCUUCUCCAGAUGGAAGUACUGGCACCACAGAAGCCAGUGCGGAAACAACACAAGGUGCUGCGCUUUUCGAACCCUUUCGCUCUGAUUUACCACCUUCAGUGAUUACUGGGAUCCAAGAGACUGGAAGUGACUACUACCUGGCAAAUGUAUGGAUGCAAGAAGAUCCAAACCUCCAUGAAUACUCAAAGCAAAGGCAAAUGCAGAGAUACAAAAUGGCCCUGUACUAUCACACUCUUGGUGGAGCCUACUGGUUUCAAAAUGACCAUUGGCUGUCCUAUGCUGUUCCAGAGUGUGAUUGGUUUACAAAACACAAUGAGGAACCUAUAUGCAAUGAAAACCACGAACUUGUCAUUUUCAACAUGACAUCCAACAAUAUGACCGGCCAGUUCUUUCAGAGCACAAACUUGAACUGGUCCAAGUUGCGUGUGUAUGAUAUCUCCUUCAACAAUCUGUAUGGUGUUCCGCCCGCAAUGGUCAGCUCUGGUGCAGACAACUUGGAAGUGCUGGUCAUCAGUCACAACCAAUUGUACGGCACGCUUGCUGCAGAAGGAGGAUUCUCAGCAUUCAAUCUAAGGGUCAUCAAACUGGAUGGCAAUCAGUUGUUUGGGGGUCAACCGAUGGUAUACCUUGCCUUGCCAAAACUAGAAGUCUUGAAUGUCAGUGGGAAUUUGAAUGCUAAAGAGUUGAACAAAUACCUCAAGUAUUGCAAGAACCUGACCUAUUUGGGUCUUGCUGACAACCUCUACCAGGGUACACUGCCUUCCGAGUUUGGACUCUUGACAAAGCUGCAAGAGUUUGAUAUAUCUGGCAAUGACAAGGUCACUGGAGUGAUCCCUAGCGAACUUGGAUUGUUGACACAGUUGACAAGGUUAAAUGUUGCUGGGACAUCUAUCCAAGGCAGAGUCCCCGAGUCCCUCUGUUCGAGAAACAACAUGUUGCAGGAGACAAGAAUCCAUUUCAAUCUGGAUGGAAAUUCGUCACUAGACAUUAUUGCCAACUGCAGCAAUGUUCAAUGCUGUGGUACUCUUUGA
Seminavis robusta is the source of this 2136-nucleotide messenger RNA. The record is from the annotation of a GenBank genome assembly. NCBI's taxonomy places the organism in Eukaryota, Bacillariophyta, Bacillariophyceae, Naviculales, Naviculaceae.